Molecule: messenger RNA, 2082 nt
Organism: Myotis daubentonii (Daubenton's bat)
Lineage: Eukaryota; Metazoa; Chordata; Mammalia; Chiroptera; Vespertilionidae
Gene: DMAC2L
Product: distal membrane arm assembly component 2 like
Source: RefSeq, a predicted model, not a curated record
AAACUCUUGCAUUGUGCUAGGUACUAAGCAAAAUGGAAAUGAAUAAGAUGUGAUCCUUGGUCUUCCUUUUGCUCUACAUACUUUUCUUUUUUCUGCCUAACUGGAAACUUUUAAUCAUCCUUUCAGAGCCAUCCCAAAAGAAAAUUCUUUUAGGCUCUGACAGAACGUGUUCAUACCUCUACUAAGACACCAUGUUGCAUGUUAUUUCUUUAUGUCUUCUGCCUUCAUCAGACUAUACAUUCUAUGAGGACAGGAACCAUAUCUUUGUCUCUGUUGUUUUGUUUGGUUUUUCUAUCUUCCCAUUAUACCUCUUGAACUAGGUAUAGCAGACAUUCAGUAAAUAUUUAUUGAGUGAAUGAAUGGAUGGAUGGAUGGACGAAGAUGGCAUUUGAAUAAGGUCUUGAAGUUGGCAAAAGAAACUGGGAAACUGAGACAGGAGUGACUUCUUCAAUAGAGAUUGAGAGGCAAAUCAAAUGAUGCUGUUUGGAAAAAUUUCCUGGCAGUUGUGUGGCUUAAAGAAACUCCCAUGGUCAUGUGACUACAGAUACUUCUGGGGCUGGUUGAAUGCAGUGUUUAAUAAAGUAGAUCGUGAACGCAUCAAGGAAGUUGGCCCCGAAAGGGCGGCCUCCGAGUGGCUGCUUCGCUGUGGGGCCAUGGUACGCUAUCAUGGCCAGGAGAGGUGGCAGAAGGACUACAACAACCUCCCAACAGGCCCUCUGGACAAAUACAAGAUCCAGGCCAUCGAUGCCACUGACUCUUGUAUCAUGAACAUUGGAUUUGAUCACCUUGAGGGCCUACAGCAUGUUGAAAAAAUAAGGCUAUGCAAGUGUCAUUAUAUCGAGGAUGACUGUUUGGAGAGAAUUAGUCAACUUGAAAAUUUACAAAAAAGUUUGUUGGAAAUGGAAAUAAUUUCAUGUGGGAAUGUCACAGACAAAGGCAUCAUUGCUUUGCAAAAAUUAAGAAACCUCAGGUAUUUGUUGCUAAGUGAUCUUCCUGGAAUAAGAGAGAAAGAAAACCUUGUUAAAAUCUUUAAGGCAUUACUACCUUAUCUGGAACUAAAAUUAGACUUGAAGCAAAAUAAUAAUCAUCAAUAAGUGCCUUAUUCAAUAUAAAGUAUCAUUUAAAAUUGAUCCUAAACAGCAACGAAUAUUAUGUAAGCAUCAUUAGAACUAUAAGGAUGUCAUAUCAUGAUAUUUUAAAAGCAGAAAGUCCAUCAUGUAGAAAAUAAAUAUUCAGAUGAGAUUCAUUAAAGUUAGUAAACUGAAAUGAUGCAAACUAGGUAACAUUUUAAUUCUAAUUUACUCAUUUUAUAUAGAUAUUUAUAUAGAUAUCUCGAUGUAGAUACUGACUUAGAAUUCUUUAAAUACAUUUAAAUGUACAACACAGAUAUUCUUGAUUGUAUUUUAACAGUAAUUUAUGUUGCACUUUAAAGUUAUUGAAGCACAUUACUAUAAAUGUAUAAUUUUGAAAAACUGAAAGCUAAAUUUCAGAUUCAUUGAAGUCAAUUAUGCCAAGAAGUCAGUAGUUGUGGAGGCAUUCAUAUCGCUCUCAGGAUUUGCAUGCCUUUCUCAUAAUUCUGCAUUCCUGUGUUUUUCAUACUUACACCCUUUCUCUGAAUGAGUAGUUUCUGGCUAACUUGUCUAUUUUCUAAGCUUAGUCUGGUAUUUUAUUAUAAGUAGACAUAAAUACUUGGCUGAAUUCAAAUAGUUCCUCUGAUUGCAUUAGAAUAGAGGAACCAAUCAUGAAGACCAGCACUUACUUUUUGCUUAAAUUAAAAAAUUGCUAUAAACAGAAAACUUUAACAUGUCAAUUAGAAAUGGAUUUUUAUUUCCCCAUAUACAGUGGAUACUAUUUCCUGUGAGCUCAAGGAUAUCAUAAAGACAAAAUUCAUUUUAUAUCUAGAAAACAGUGUUAAAGAUUAUUAUUAAGUAGAUAAAAAUAUAUCUUUAUUUUUACCUGCUUAAAGUGGCCCUGAUUCAGUUAUUGUUAGUUAUAUGCCAACUUGUUUGUGGAUUUCUGUACAUUUGGUUUGAAUAUAACUUUGCAAAUAAUGUCAAAAUAAACACUUUCUAUGAUACAGAA